Messenger RNA from Gamsiella multidivaricata, 231 nucleotides. RefSeq lists its product as uncharacterized. Gene Ontology annotation, molecular function: RNA polymerase II cis-regulatory region sequence-specific DNA binding; DNA-binding transcription factor activity, RNA polymerase II-specific. Gene Ontology annotation, biological process: regulation of transcription by RNA polymerase II. Gene Ontology annotation, cellular component: transcription regulator complex; PcG protein complex. The transcript has a single exon. The annotation marks the transcript as partial. NCBI's taxonomy places the organism in Eukaryota, Fungi, Mortierellomycota, Mortierellomycetes, Mortierellales, Mortierellaceae. The record is from RefSeq and is a predicted model, not a curated record.
AUGUGCCUUAAUGCAAAAAAAAAAAGGAAAAAAGUGUUUAAAUUAACGCCCUUGCUGCUGUGCUACCAUCUCGUCUCCCGGAAAUAUUAUUUGUCAAACCACAAAAAUAGUGGACAUCUUGCCCGCCAUAACCGCAUCCACACCGGCGAGCGCAAUUUCUCGUGCCUGAUGCCUGGCUGCCCGAGCAAGUUCUCGCGACAGGACAACAUGAUGCAGCACUAUCGGACACAC